Molecule: messenger RNA, 5043 nt
Organism: Durusdinium trenchii
Lineage: Eukaryota; Dinophyceae; Suessiales; Symbiodiniaceae
Source: the annotation of a GenBank genome assembly
CUUUUUGGUUGCUGAGCACCUGACAUUGCGCGUUGCCACCAGACAUCGCCAUGGCCGGCAUGGGCUACGGUGCCACGCUUGUCGCAUGUCGUGGGGAAGAACGGCUCGUUGAGAUCGAUGUGGUUGGCUUGGAUGGCAGCAGCUUCCGGCUCGGUCCCGUCUCUGAGUCUCUCACCGGUGCUCAACUCUUGCAACGGAUCGCACAGCUGGUGCCGAAGGUGGCUGGGAGAGUGCGGGUGCAGAACGGCUCGGAAGCGCUUUCACUGCAAAAGACUCUAAAGGAACAAGAUCUGGUUGGGGAAUCACCUUGUGCCUGGUCUGCAGUCGAAGCUGUUUGUCGCUGUCGCAGUCGCACCAGACUUAUAGUCCCGGCCGAAACCAUACCCUCAGGUUCGGUGGUUAGACCCCACAACGCACCCCAACCACCUUCGAAACGGAGGUGGGCCAGGAGCAUUAGGGUAAUAGUCCCGGCCGAAACCUGGACCAUUCGUGCGAACCCGAACAGGGCGAGACUUUUUUGGCGCUCGAUGACUUCAGCCACUGCCCCUGUGCACCGAGGCUUCAGGUCCUGGAGACUUGGUUCGCCAGUUCCAUUUCGCUUGGCACAUGAGGCACGUAGGGCAGAUAUCUACAUAACUCCAUCCUCCAAGCAUUUGCCAAUCAUAUACUAAGGUGUGUCCUACAUCUAUGAACCAUCCAGCUUACAGGAUGCCUGGAACCUGCUACAAGGCUUGCCAGCCGAUGAUCCAGCUCUCCGGGCACUGGAAGGAAUCAGCCACAUGGAAGGAGUGGAAGCGGCACGGCUCAAUGAGCUGAGGAUUCUUCCCCAAAGCCUUCGGAGUCUCAGCUUCUGCGAUCAUCUCAACCAGUGUCAAAUGGAGCACGUCCAAUGGCCGAGUGGCUUACAACGUCUGGUGUUGGGUGACGGCUUCAACAAACGCUUGGAUCACGUGGCUUGGCCCAGUAGCCUUUGCAGUCUGACCUUGAGCGCUUCCUUCAACCAGACUGUGGAGGGAGUCAGGUGGCUCGACAACUUGCGAACUUUGACUUUCGGCAUUGCACUCUUGGGACUUCCUGAGAGUAUGUUUGCUUCAGUGCUUAUUUUACCUCCUUGCAAGGUUCUGUCGCAACCUUGUGCCCUGGCCAGCCACGGGUUAACUUGCCCAUGGCUUGCUGAGUAGUGAUCUUUUAGAGCAAGCUCUGGCACGCUGUUGUUCGAGCGAACUUGUGAUGCCAAGUUUUGUGCCCGCAGUGUUCGGCCUGAACGUGCUAAGGGGUCGCCUCCCUCCUCUAAAGCAUGGGCUACCUCUUCGGGUUUUCACAAUGAUUCUAUUGCUGUUCGUAGAUGUAAGAGACUCCACCGUGCAGCUGUGGAGCAGGCUAAGUUAGAUUCCGAAGGGCCUCUAACGCAGAGUCAACUCAAGCAUUGGCUUGCUGCUGUUAACGACAAGGUAGUUGCUUCUAUCAUUUUUGAAAUUCCUCGUUCUCAGAGUGAUGCCAUCGCCACUGCAUCAAAAGCCAUAAAGUUCCUUUGUGAUUCGGAUGAGCAGAGCAAAAAUGCGUCUUGGAAACAACUUUUCCGCCAGUGGAAUCACGUGACUGUCAAAGCUGCAAAAGAAGUUUUGAAGCCUGAUUUGAACCCUCCUCCUGUCUCUGCCCAGGAGCUGUUGGAUGAUUGGAAGGCUUCUUUUGCACCUCCCCAGGACAUGGAUCGCGGGGAUGCUUGGCUCAACGCUGCUCGUGAGGCACAACUCCAGGCUUGCACUCCCGUCGAAGAUUUUGUAACUUGGGAAGAUUUCUUAGAUGCUGCGGAAAAUGCCAAAGGUUCCCCGGGUCUGGAUGGCUGGACUAGUGCUGAGUUUCGUUUUUUGGCACGGUCGUGUCCUUGGCUCCUUCGCAAGCUUUUCGACAUUUUAAGAUGCGUCGUCCUUAAAUCCGAUUCUAUCGAUCCUAAUCAGUGUCCUACUGUUUUUCUUUUGUUCAGUUGGAAACUUGUAGGAAUCCCAAAGCGAGCUUCUGAUGAAUCUCGGCCUAUUGCUGUCAGUUCCAUCAUUUUGCGUUGUUGGAAUAAAGCAGUUUUAAAAGUAUUGCCUCCAUUGCCUGCAGACCAGUGGGCUGGCCGCAAGGAGACCAGCGUUGCUCAUGCUACUGCUGAUUGGCUUGCUCACCCUGGCCAAUGUGAUUCUUCGACCUUGGCAUGCGAUCAUUCACCUCAAGCACCCCAUGGUUAGAACGUGGGCAUAUUGUGAUGACAGGUCGCUGCGGUGCUCCGGUACUUUGGAAGACCUGAAUGAGGCUCUCGCUUCAACUCGUCGUUUUGAUGAUGUUGUUGGUUUCUCUGAAAAUAUGAAGAAACGACAAAUUUGGGCAAAUAAUGAUGCCGUUGAACACCUUAGUCUCUCGGUGUGCCCCGCCUCGCAAGAUUUGCCCACUUUGCGCAAUGGGUGGGAUGCCAUUGCCGAUAAUUUUCCUUUUCUUGCGAAGAUUCCUGGUGGCGUCAUGCCCCGCGAGAAUGCCGUCCGUGUUUUCUUCAAAAGCAAAUGGACCUGGCCGGUGCCUCUCAUUGCACCCCCACCUGUUUCGUUUGUGAGUAAGCUUUUUCACCAACUUUUGAAUCACACAAAGUGCUCUUGGUGGUGUAGUGGCAGGUUUUGGGCUGAUAGAAUUGACAUUCAUCCAAUCUUUGGCUUGGCCUGUGCAGCUGUGUUGUCUGCGCACCGCUUUCAUAAUCCACCUCCAAACGCUGUUUUCCGUGCAGUUAAGUUUUACCUUGAACUCUUGGAUUUGCAUCUUGUGUCUUGGGAUAAUAGGGGCCUGUACUUUUCAGUUAACCCUCAAAAUCAAAAUUUGAGCCGUUUCGUUAGUGCGUAUGGUGAAUCCAUCAAACUCAUGCCAGAAGGUGUUCCACCUCAUGUCCUUCGGGUUGCUGCUAGACACAAAAGCCUUUUGCAGAUCCGGCCUUCUCGAUUGGACUCUGAAGAUUUCAGUAACAUAGAUGUUGAGGCUUCGUCCCACCCUCUAUGGUCAACGUGGCGAGCAAAGCUUUCUCGCAAAAACCUCAUUGUUCUUAAUAUUUAUCGGGGUGGUGCGAUCCAGACCCCUACAAGAGGAGGGUAUAGCCAUGAUCCUUCUUGCCCUUUCUGCAAUGCGCAGCUCGCCUCCAUGCGGCAUUUUUGGGCAUUGUGCCCCAAGUUCAGAGCAAAGCGAGAUUUUCUUGAGGGUUUUUUCAAAUCCCUUCUGGUUGGUGGGCACUUCAGCCUCGCGUCACCUCCAAAAGUGGUUGGGUUGUGCUUUCUGCAGCCGUUUCGGCUGUGCAAAGAGCCAAAUGCCAGAUUGCUGCUUGUGAGCUUGCUUUCGAAAUCAACGAUGCUUUGCAUCCCAUUUCUUCUUCUCCUUAGGUUCUUUUCCGGGUUCCGCCUGGAUUGUUUUCAUUUGCCCUCGGGCGCUUGCAUUUUGCGACAAGGUUUUCUUUCCUUGCCUUUAUCCGUGCAAAGCCCGGUACUAACCGGGGUGCGUCUAACUACCUACGGGCUUAGGUUGGCGCACGCAUUGUUUUUUUUGACUUUCGGCAAUAUGUUCAACCAAAGUUUGGAGGGAGUUUCGUGGCCCAGAGAGCUCCAGAACUUCACCUUCGGCCACUAUUUUAAUCAAAGCUUGGCACGGGUCUCCUGGCCUAAUGGCCUCCAAACUUUGAACUUCGGAAUGGACUUCAACCAGCGUUUGGAAGAAGUGCGUUGGCCCAGCAGCCUGCGAUCUCUCAAACUGGGUGAUUGCUUCAACCAGAGCUUGCUGGGAGUGGCUUGGCCCAGCAGUUUACGCCAAAUCACGUUUGGUUUGCAGUUCAAUCAAAGCUUGGAAGGGGUCACUUGGCCUGAGAGCUUCCAACAUUUGAUGCUGGGCGACUUUUUCAACCAACCUUUGAAGGGAAUCGCUUGGCCUAACCUUGAAGUCUUAGCCUUUGGCAGUUCUUUCAACCAACCUUUGGAGGGACUUCCGGCCAGCCUGGUGACCUUGAGCCUCAGCCGGAAUUUCGAUCAGCCCUUCGGUGGGCCCAGCAGAUGGCCCAGCAAUCUGCAGAGAGUUUCCUUCGGUGAUCGUUUCAACUGCAGCUUGGAGCACGUGACCUGGCCAUGCCACCUGCGCAGUGUGAGAUUUGGCCGAAACUUCAACCAGAGGCUGCAAACAACCUGGCCCAACUGCCUGGAGAGCUUGAGGUUAGGAGAGUUCUUUGACCAGAGCUUGGAGGGAGCGACGUUUCCCGGCAGCCUGCAGUCUUUGACACUGGGCAGUCGGUUUAACCAGAGUUUGGAUAACGUCACUUUUCCAAGCAGCUUACAGACACUGGAGCUUGGUGAUGGCUUCAAUCAAAGUCUGGAGCAAUUUGACUUUCCUUGCAACCUUCAACAAUUGACGUUUGGAGACAGAUUCAAUCAAGAGCUGGAGGGAGUCACUUUUCCACCUAGCCUUCAAAGUGUGACCUUUGGAGCCGAAUUCGAUCAACUGAUCCAGGGGGUGACUUGGCCCGUGGAUCUACAAAGCUUGACGUUUGGGGAGGGAUUCAUGCAGAGUUUAGAUGGCGUCACCUGGCCCAACAACUUGUUACAUCUCAAGCUUGGCGACCGCUUUAAUCAGCCUUUGGAGGGCGUCGCUUUGCCACGCAAGCUCCAAAGCUUGACCCUUGGAGCCCAGUUUCAGGGGAGUGUGGAGGGGGUGACUUGGCCGGACCACCUUCAAAACUUGACUUUCCGAGGCCCGAUAGGCCAUCAGAAUUUGGAGCGUGUGACUUGGCCUUGCAACCUCCUGAGCUUGACGUUGGAUGUUGGUCGCGACAAACCCUUGUUAGGAGCCAUCUUGCCGAACACUCUCCAGAGCCUGACGCUGACUUCACACGAUUUCGUACAGAUCCAACGUACGAAUCCGUAUUUGAUAGAUCGCUUCCGCACGAAUCUGGCAGCGGUAGCCCUGCCAAGGGGGCUGCGCCACUUUAAAUGCCUUGGGCUGGUCCUAAAAGCCCUCGAAGAUGAUACAAAUGAGGUUUGAAGC